AUGAUGAUGCAGUGCAUAAGUGAAAAUUUCACCCGGUCCACCCAUACCAUCACGGUGAAGACCGCCAUACCGCGCCAAAUGCUUCCGAUGAAGAAGCUGAACAUACGCAACGCGGAGUGGACGUUCUGUAGCUCGUUCCACCGGGGCGAGGUCUCGAUUGCGCUCAUGCUGGACUACUACAAGGAGAAGUGGUCCGGCUUGUGGGCUGGUCUGCACGGUGAAAUCGUGAACAACAACGGUUACGUGAUGAGCAACAUGACGAAGAUGUACUUCAUACAGCCGGGAGAGGCCCUGUACCUCAAGAUGCGUCUGUUCCCGGAAACGUACUACAAGCGCCGAUCCUCGAAUGACCGUGGACAUCUGCCGAAGGGUUGCUUUCAUGUGCGCGUAACUACCACGCUGGCGUACAGAUUUUCCAGUACGCACUUGGAAAAUUUCCUCGCAAACAACAAAACCAUACUGCAAUCCGUACAAUGGCCAAUGCUCGGGGAACGCGUCGUGUCGUGGGAACCCGACUGCACGAUCGCGUUCCGUGACGGGAAGGAGUAUUACGUGAACAGGGCGGCACUGCUGGAAACGCUGGAUCCCCGGUCGCCGUUUCACGAUUGGAACAACCGCUUUCCCGAAAGACAGGUGUUCUGUCCGGAUAUGGUUUCCCCUGAAAUUGGGCAGACGAUGUCGCUUUUCGUUCAGCUCUCAUGCACCAACUACAUACCUUGGCGGAAUAUUGAAUUUCCGGUACUGAUCGAGUUGCUGAAGUUGGCAACAUACUUCCAGUACGACAGGCUGCAGAAGCUGUGCGGGGUGCAGCUAAUCCAUAUGUUACUGGACGGCACGGUCACCAUGAGCAUGUUGUGGCGACUGGCCCAGUUGGAGUUGUCCUUCAUCAACCAGAUCAUCAAUUGCUACCAGGUGACGAACAUGGUUCGACCGGAGAUUGGUAGCCUAUCUUCAAUCGAGCAGGAUGCCACCUAA
This is a messenger RNA of Anopheles moucheti, 975 nucleotides long. RefSeq lists its product as uncharacterized. The coding region runs from base 1 to 975 and encodes 324 amino acids. The transcript has a single exon. The record is from RefSeq and is a predicted model, not a curated record. NCBI's taxonomy places the organism in Eukaryota, Metazoa, Arthropoda, Insecta, Diptera, Culicidae.